This is a messenger RNA of Leguminivora glycinivorella, 3772 nucleotides long. RefSeq names its product GPI inositol-deacylase (gene PGAP1). Gene Ontology annotation, cellular component: endoplasmic reticulum. Lineage: Eukaryota; Metazoa; Arthropoda; Insecta; Lepidoptera; Tortricidae. The record is from RefSeq and is a predicted model, not a curated record. Gene Ontology annotation, biological process: endoplasmic reticulum to Golgi vesicle-mediated transport; GPI anchor metabolic process. Gene Ontology annotation, molecular function: phosphatidylinositol deacylase activity.
UGGGCUGUCGAGUAAUGUUUGCUGAGAUAAAAAUAAAAUGUUUAAGUCUCCAGCCACAUAUUUGCGUUUGCAAAUACAGAUUUAAUUAUUAAACACUGAUAAACUCAAAGUUCUAAACAUUCGUUUUGUGAUCUGUAGGUGUUGUGUAAUUUAUAAAUUCAAAAUGAAGCUGUUACAAUUUAUUACUUCGAGUAUUUACCAAAUAGUUGCGUUGAUUUUCUUUAUUGCAUUUCUUUUGGGAGUGUUAAAUAUACAUUUUAGUGACAAAAAGAAUUACUGUGAAAUGACCUACAUGUAUGAAUAUCCCCAGUUUGUGAAAAUAUCUUUGGAUGAAAAUAAAGAGUUUCCGCAAUAUGGCCUCUACGCGUAUAGUGAGGGAAGAUAUACAGAACGUGCCAGAAAAAUGUGGUUUGAUGGUGUUCCAGUAUUAUACUUGCCUGGUAACUCUGGGAGUCACAUGCAAGCUCGCUCUCUGGCCUCCGUAGCUUUGAGAAUGGCAUUGUCUAGAGGAUAUGAAUUCCAUUUUGACUAUUUCACAAUAAGUUAUAAUGAAGAAUUAUCCGGCCUUUACGGAGGCGUUCUACAAAGGCAGACCAAAUUUGCCGCAGCCUGCAUAUCUAAGAUACUCAGUCUGUACAAACCUAACAAGUAUACUAAGUCUGUGCCUUCUUCGGUCAUUGUGAUUGGUCAUUCAAUGGGGGGCCUCAUAGCCAAGCGUCUCCUCGCCUACCCAAGCACAAUAUCCACCACAAACAUCUCAAUCGCUCUAGCAGCACCUUUGGCAGCUCCGGCCAUCAAUUUCGACUGGGAAAUGGACAACUUCUACUCAGCCAUGGAGAGAGAGUGGGAGAUAUUGAGCAGUGACAUGAGUGUGAAAGAGACAAAGAUGUUGAUCAGCUUUGGGAGUGGUGCAAGGGAUUUGUUGAUACCGGCUGGGUUGACCGCGAGUAAUGAUAGCGAUGUUAAUGCUUUGACAACAUCUAUCCCAGGCGUAUGGGUUUCCACAGAGCACGUGACCAUAGUGUGGUGUAGGCAGCUUGUGAUUACCAUCAAUAAGUUCCUAUUCUCGAUCGUAGACCCUGUGACUGAACAACUAGUACCGGAUAAAAACGUACAGAUGGCGCUGGCGAAGCAAUAUUUUGUGGCAAACCGUUCGAUGUUUUUGAAUCCUGACGUGACGCAACCGAACGCAACAAUGCUGGCUGAUGCGUUUUGGUAUGAAGAUAAUAGGAGGAUAUAUCAGAUUUCAAGGCCGGAGAUUGACAAAAUGACCUACCUAAUGAUACGACUAGUAAGCUUCCCUCAGAACCGAUUCGUCGCCAUAGAAUCUGUCAACUUGGACGACAAAGACUGGAUAUUUGGAUGCAACGCGCAGUACGCUUAUAACUCAUAUCGAUAUUGCAAACAAGGCACAUCACUAUCGGAGCUUAGUCGCUGGACAGGGGCAGACACUAACUUUGGCAAGCGGAAACUAGCGACCAUACACCUCCACGAUUUGGUCGAGAAACAUCCUGACUGGUCGCAUGUUAUCGUCAAAGUGUCGCCAACCAGGAGACCGGUAACCCUAAACGUCGACAUAAACGACCACGCCUCCCGUCAACUAACCGUCGACGUACCCUCGCACUUCUCCUUCACUCGAACGGUUAUAAAGCAAGAAACUGAAGCCUACAGCAUAUACUACGAGUUAUUACUACCAGGCUUCAACGCUAUAUGGCAGGCUUACCUGCUAUAUGUGGAACCUAUUGCAUGCAAAUCGGAGUAUCAUGUCUCCGCGGAAAUGCAGGUCCCAUGGGCUGAGAACCAGGAGUAUUAUCAUUAUUUCACACACCUAAAGAAAUCUCCUAUGAAGCUGCGUCUAUACAAAACACAUCCGAACGUGACCCGGGGGCAGGACGCAAACGAGCACGUCAAAGUGGUGCUACUGUUGGAUCCGCAGUGCAAGUAUACUAUCAGCAUCGCAUCCUCCUGGUACCACGUGCUAGCUCAAUCCGUUCGCGCCUUCACUCCAGUACUAAUAACAUACGUCGGUGGAGCGGUUAUACUCAUAGCUAAGAGCGUGCUAAUGAGUCUACAUGGAGUUGGUACCUGCUUGUCUAUACAUGGGGCGUUGAGGAGUGAUGACUUGAAACCUUAUGCUCCCCUGGUAUUCGUCCGGGUGCUAAUAACUCUGUUAAUGGCUUUCCCUAUAUGCACAUACCUGCUAGACAACGCCAGUGCUCACAACUACGAGAUGCACUACUUCAUCCGCUCCAUCAUGGUGCUGGCAGCUUACUUCGUGGCGCUAGGGCUGCUGAACGUGGCGGCCGCUGGCGUGCUUUUCACUAUGGUGUUCUCCUCGCAACUGGCGCAUAGGAUGCUGUUCCGGAUACUGUGGAGAGGCGGCCAGGGGUUGGCUGAGAGAGUCGCUGUUGGAUUACAAAAGGUACCUAUGGUAGUGAGUGCAGCGCUCAUCACACUGGCGCCACUGUCGUGCGGCGCGGCCGCGCUAGUCGCCGGCGGCGCUUUCUACGCAUUUAUGAUAUCCAAAAUGUACGAAGAAUACUUAGAAGACUAUUUCUACAAACUGGCAGCCAAAUACGCAUCACGUUUCUGUCGCGCGUUUAGAAAAAAUAAAAAUAAAGAAAAAACAGAAACUGACAACUCUCUCGUACCAACAGAAACAGAAUCCGCUGUUGUUAAAGACGAUACUAGUACUUUAGUACAACGUAAAACGAAUACAAAUGAUAAAAAUAAAAAUACAACAGAUACUAAAGUUUCAGAAGUUAAUAAAGAUGAAAUAACAGAUGCUACUGUAAAAGACAGAACAGAAGUUGCCAAAGGUUCAGAAGUGAAAGACGAAGGGGACACAGAAGAAAAUAAAGAAGUAGCUUUAAUAAAUAAAGCAGAUGAUAAAAGUGACAAAGGUGAUAAAGAUAAGAACGAAUGUGAUGAUGUUGAUGGAGAGCUGUUGUUGAGCGACAUAAACUUCCAUAUGAUGAUGUUCUUUCUGUGGGCGGUUGUGGCUUUAGUUAAUGUGCCUGCGCUUUUGACGUGGGCGAGGAAUUUCAAAUACAGCAUGGUGCUCAAGCCAGACAAUUCAAGGUUUCCUGGGCUCAUUCUUUCCAUUUGUUCGACAUGCAUAUGGCAAAUGGACGGACCAAGGAAAAACUUAAAAAACUACAACAUCGUAGCUGGAAUAAUCUUCGUAAUAGCAGUAAUAGUGUUAACUCUAGGCCCGCUCUCGCUAACCUACGUCAAUUUCGGCGUAACUUUAGUCUUCGCUCUCAUAACUGCUCAACAGCUUUUCGACCAGGAAGAAAUUGACGAUGACUCUCAAGACAGCCAGGACCCACAGGACGCCGAACUUACUGACCAGAGUCAAGAAUCGGACCAAGAAAAGACCGAAAGUAAAGAAACCAGUGAAAGUGAGGAAAAAAACGAAAGUGAGGAAAAAAAUGAAAGUGAGGAAAAAAACGAAAGUGGGAGAAGCGAAUGUGAUCCUUGCAAUGAAAAUAGGAUAUACAAUGUGUUUAAGAAUCUUAGGGAUAAGUUUAGUUUUAGCGAGGAAUGAGCAACGACUGUGGAUACUUGUUUUAGUCAAAUUUUGCGUACACAGCAAGCAAAUGGCUACCUAAUGAUUGUCCGAAAAUUUUCUGCGUAAUGAGAUUCUUCCAAUCAUUAUUCGGCCAAAGAAGCCGUCGGCGAAUCGAAUUUUCGGAAAAUGGGGCACCCAAGAAAUUAGGUACCUAACUAAACGAAUAUUCAAAUAUUCGCGCGCGAGUGUGGAGGGCGC